Molecule: messenger RNA, 4612 nt
Organism: Humulus lupulus (European hop)
Lineage: Eukaryota; Viridiplantae; Streptophyta; Magnoliopsida; Rosales; Cannabaceae
Exons: 18
Coding region: 361-4122 (1253 amino acids)
Source: RefSeq, a predicted model, not a curated record
CUCCUCCCUCCUCCCUCCUCCCUCCUCCUGGAUCGUCCUCAACCUCACUCUCUACUCUCUCCUCUCCACAAAGAAUAAAUUACAUAUUUCCAUUCCUUACAUAAUAAUUCUAUCCUUUGCAAUUCCUCUCUUAUCCACACCUAUAAUACAAUAUAUACACAUACACACACCACUGGACCUUGUACCACCACAGCCAUUACCACCACCACCACUUGGUAUCCCAUAAAACUCGUUUCUUUUUGUUUCUGAAAGCUGAGAACACAACAUUUUCAUCCAAUUUAUAUUUAUAUAUAUAUACACACACACAGUAGCUGCAGCAGCAGUAGUGGUGCGGAGCUAGUCGUAUAUAUACAAAACGACAUGUCGUCUAUCGCGAAGGAGCCGGAGCAAGUGAUGAAGCUGAGGGGAGGAUCAGUGCUCGGGAAGAAGACGAUUCUGAAGAGCGACCACUUUCCUGGCUGCCAGAACAAACGAUUGUCUCCUCAAAUCGAUGGCGCUCCCAACUACCGUCACGCCGAAUCUUUACAUGUUCAUGGCGUUGCAAUUCCUACCAUGGAUGGGAUCCGGAAUGUUCUCAACCACAUUCAUGGAAAGGAGGCUCAAGUUCUUUGGAUGAACCUUCGCGAGGAGCCGGUAGUGUACAUUAACGGACGCCCUUUUGUAUUGCGUGAUGUGGAAAGGCCUUUCUCAAACCUGGAAUAUACGGGAAUCAAUAGGGAUAGGGUUGAACAAAUGGAGGCUCGACUGAAAGAAGACAUCCUCAUGGAAGCUGCGAGGUAUGGAAACAAGAUCCUUGUCACCGAUGAAUUGCCAGAUGGCCAGAUGGUGGACCAAUGGGAACCGGUGUCUCGUGAUUUUGUGAAGACACCACUAGAGGUGUACAAGGAAUUACAAGUAGAAAGAUACCUUGUUGACUAUGAGCGUGUUCCUAUAACUGAUGAAAAAUCACCCAAGGAGUUGGAUUUUGAUAUUUUGGUUCAUAAAAUUUCUCAAGCUGAUAUAAAUACAAAUAUUAUAUUUAACUGUCAAAUGGGACGUGGGCGGACUACAACUGGGAUGGUGAUUGCAACUUUAGUUUAUCUCAACAGAAUAGGAUCAUCUGGUAUUCCAAGAUCCAAUUCAAUCGGAAGAGUUUCAGAUGCUGCUGCUAUUGCCACUGACAACUUUCCAAACACAGAAGAAGCACUUCGUAGAGGAGAAUAUGGCGUCAUAAGAAGCCUGGUUCGGGUAUUAGAGGGUGGCCUUGAAGGCAAAAGGCAAGUAGAUAAAGUCAUCGACAAGUGUGCCUCCAUGCAGAACUUACGUGAGGCAAUUGCCACUUAUCGCAAUAGCAUUUUACGUCAACCAGAUGAAAUGAAAAGGGAGGCGUUGCUUUCAUUUUUUGUGGAGUAUCUUGAGAGAUACUACUUUCUUAUAUGCUUUGCUGUCUACAUUCAUUCAGAGAAAUCAGCCCUUCAAUCUAAAUCUGUUGGUAAUAGCAGUUUUGCUGACUGGAUGAGAGCGAGACCAGAACUCUAUAGCAUUCUUCGCAGACUGCUUAGGAGAGAUCCAAUGGGUGCACUUGGCUAUGCAAGUUUGAAGCCAUCACUCAUGAAGAUUGCUGAAUCUACUGAUGGUCGUCCUUCUGAGAUGGGUAUAGUUGCUGCAUCAAGAAAUGGUGAGGUUUUAGGCAGCCAAACUGUUCUGAAAAGUGAUCACUGCCCAGGUUGUCAAAACCAAAACUUACCUGAAAGAGUGGAGGGUGCCCCUAAUUUUCGGGAAGUUCCUGGUUUUCCAGUUUAUGGAGUGGCAAAUCCAACUAUUGAUGGAAUACGAUCUGUGAUACAAAGAAUUGGUGGCUCAAAAAGUGGUCGUCCAGUUCUUUGGCACAAUAUGAGAGAGGAACCUGUUAUUUACAUAAAUGGAAAACCAUUUGUGCUCCGCGAGGUUGAAAGACCAUACAAAAACAUGCUUGAAUACUCGGGCAUUGAUCGUGAAAGAGUGGAAAGAAUGGAAGCUCGACUGAAAGAAGAUAUCCUGAGAGAAGCUGAACGUUAUGGAGGUGCCAUAAUGGUUAUUCAUGAAACAAAUGAUGGGCAAAUAUUUGAUGCUUGGGAACAUAUAAAUUUUGAUGCUAUUCAGACUCCGCUUGAGGUUUUUAAAUGCUUAGAGGCUGAUGGUUUUCCUAUUAAAUAUGCACGUGUACCUAUAACUGAUGGUAAAGCUCCAAAAAGUUCAGACUUUGACAUGUUGGCAAUGAAUAUUGCUUCAUCUUCCAAGGAUACUGCUUUUGUUUUCAAUUGCCAGAUGGGCAGAGGAAGGACAACCACUGGCACUGUAAUAGCUUGUCUUUUGAAACUUCGAAUUGAUCAUGGUAGGCCUAUUAAAAUCUUGCUUGAUACUAUGACCCAUGAAGAGGUGGAUGGUGGAACCUCCAGUGGUGAAGAGACCGGAGAAAAUGUUGUUCCAUCAACCUCCAGUGUUGCAAAAGUAAGAAUUGAAAAAGAGAAGGGUCGAAGUUUUGGCAUAAAUGAUAUCUUAUUGUUGUGGAAAAUAACAAGAUUAUUUGAUAAUGGGGUGGAAUGCCGGGAAGCCUUGGAUGCUAUUAUAGAUAGAUGUUCGGCUUUGCAGAAUAUACGCCAAGCUGUUCUUCAGUACAGAAAAGUAUUCAAUCAACAGCAUGUUGAACCAAGGGUAAGGAGGGUAGCACUAAACCGUGGUGCUGAGUACUUGGAACGGUACUUCCGAUUAAUUACUUUUGCAGCAUACUUGGGCAGUGAAGCAUUUGAUGGAUUUUGUGGACAAGGGGAAUCCGUGAUGACAUUUAAGGAGUGGUUGCAUCAAAGAUCAGAGGUUCAAGCAAUGAAAUGGAGCAUAAGAUUAAGGCCUGGAAGAUUUUUCACAGUUCCUGAGGAACUGAGAGCACCGUAUGAGUCUCAAAAUGGUGAUGCAGUUAUGGAGGCAAUUGUAAAGACGCGUAACGGUUCGGUUUUGGGGAAAGGCUCUAUACUUAAAAUGUAUUUCUUUCCUGGUCAGAGAACUUCUAGCAACAUACAAAUUCAUGGUGCACCACAUGUUUACAAGGUGGAUGGAUACCCUGUGUAUAGUAUGGCAACUCCAACAAUUGCUGGUGCCAAAGAAAUGCUAACUUAUCUUGGUGCUAAGCCCAAAGUAAAAGGAUCCACUGCGGACAAAGUGAUAUUGACUGAUUUGAGAGAAGAGGCAGUUGUUUACAUUAAUGGGACACCCUUUGUACUCAGGGAGCUUAAUAAACCCGUUGAUACACUAAAGCACGUGGGAAUAACUGGCUCUGUGGUGGAACACAUGGAAGAACGACUAAAAGAAGACAUAUUGUCUGAAGUUAGAUUGUCAGGUGGUCGGAUACUUUUGCAUCGUGAAGAAUAUAACCCAACAUUGAAUCAAUCCAGCGUCAUAGGAUAUUGGGAAAACAUCUUUGCAGAUGAUGUGAAGACUCCUGCUGAAGUAUAUGCUUCUUUGAAGGAAGAUGGUUAUAAUAUUACGUAUAGGAGAAUCCCAUUAACAAGAGAGAGGGAGGCAUUAUCGUCUGAUGUAGAUGCAAUCCAGAAUUGUAUAGAUGACUCUGCAGGGUGUUACCUUUUUGUAUCGCACACAGGCUUUGGAGGAGUGGCAUAUGCCAUGGCAAUUAUUUGUAUUAGACUUGGUGCACAGGCAAGCCUUUCUUCAAAAGUUCAGACAUCCUUGGUUAGUAGUAUGCACCAAUUAAACACUGCUGAAGAGGAGUUGCCUUGUCGGGCUUCUAAUGAAGAAACUCUCAGAAUGGGUGAUUACCGUGAUAUAUUAAGCCUUACAAGAGUUCUGGUGUAUGGUCCAGAAAGCAAAGUAGAUGCUGACCUUGUGAUUGAAAGGUGUGCAGGUGCUGGACACUUGAGAGAUGAUAUCUUUUACUAUAGCAAGGAACUGGAGAAGUUUCCAGACGUGGAAGAUGAGCAGGGAGCCCACUUAAUGGACAUGGGCAUCAAGGCUUUAAGGCGCUAUUUCUUCCUGGUGACAUUUAGGUCCUACCUCUAUUGCACUAAGGGAGCCGAUAUGACAUUCACCUCAUGGAUGGAUGCAAGGCCUGAACUCGGACAUAUGUGUACUAACCUAAGAAUCGACAAGUGAAUUUUUUUCUUUCUUUCUUUUAUAAAAUAUGUACAGCUCAAAUCCCAUUAAUAGCCACCAUUUGUAACCAGCCUCUAGUGAGCCAUGCAUUUGUUUUCUUUUUAAUCCCACGCCUCUUUCUUUUCUUUAAACUUCAUCCAAAAUCAUCUCACAAGCAAAGCAAAACAAAACAAAACAUGGAACAUAUAUAGCAAUCCAAUUCUAUCUCUUUUGUGUUCUCAUCUGGCGUGCAUUUUUGCAUCUUGCUCGGAUGAAACUUGCCUCUUUCAAAGACUAGUUCCUUUAUUUUUUAUUUUUUUCUCAAAACUGUCGUCAUUGUUUGUGUGCUUCCCAUUCUCUUCUUUAUGAUCGUUUGAAAUAUUGUAAGUAAUGUAUUUAUAAGAUUUAGGUUUUUUUUGGCUACUAUAUAUAUAUAUGUUGUAAUUUUCAGGAAUAGGUUUGUAUAAAUUAAACGUUUUUAAAGGUAUGUUUAUAGAAGAAGUUUUUUCCA